AGCAACUGUGUUGUUGCCAUGGGUGUAUAUGUCAUUAUACUACAAUUAGAAGCGAUGUAAUGUGAUGUAAAUGGGUAAUAUACCAAAACGGUCGAAUGAACAACAUGCUCGGCUAUGUAUUGGGCGCGUUUUUACCCCUGGCACUUGUGUUCAUUCCUCACGAGUGGUUUCUAACAUUUGGAAAUGGAACAACCCAGGUGCCCCCUGUACGGCUCCUGAGCAGCCGUGAAUUAUCGCUUUACGACGGGGAGAAAAGCAGCAAGGGCCUUUACCUGGCAAUACUUGGGCAAGUAUUUGAUGUACAAAAGGGACACCAUCACUAUGGACCCGGAGGUGCUUAUCACGUUAUGGCAGGCAGAGAUGCCUCACUGGCCUUCAUCACAGGGGACUUCACAGAGAGGGGCCUGACAGAUGAUGUGUCCAGUGUGUCCCCACAGCAGCUGAUCGCCCUUUAUGACUGGCUGGCCUUCUAUCAGAGGGACUACAAAAGUGUUGGUCUGUUAAUAGGCCGGUUCUACAGCGAGACUCGGCAGCCCACACAGGCCCUGCUGCAGGUCCAAGCAUCCCUAGCAGUCGGCCGGCGAAUGAAGAGCCAGAGAGAGGCUGAGAAGGAACGCUUCCCAGCCUGCAACUCAGAGUGGAGCACUGCCAGGAGAGGAAGAGUCUGGUGCUCCACUAAGAGUGGUGGAGUGGACAGGGUUUGGACAGGUGUCCCACGGAAGCUCUUCUCUCCGGGCUCCAGUGGUGUUCGUUGUGUCUGUGUCAGAGAUCCAUCUACAGCAGAGGAAGACCCCAACCUGCAGAAAUAUGAUGGCUGCCCUCCACAGGCUGAGUCAUGCUCUGUGGCAGAGUUCUAGUGUCUGGACCAGCCUAGAAAAUUGACCAAUUUCUUGUUUAUUAGUUGCACAAUACUCAGGGACUUUUAACUUAUUGAAAAUAAAAUGAAGAAAAUAA
Molecule: messenger RNA, 954 nt
Organism: Trematomus bernacchii (emerald rockcod)
Lineage: Eukaryota; Metazoa; Chordata; Actinopteri; Perciformes; Nototheniidae
Product: neuferricin
Exons: 4
Coding region: 96-857 (253 amino acids)
Cellular component (GO): membrane; endomembrane system
Source: RefSeq, a predicted model, not a curated record